Caenorhabditis elegans is the source of this 6273-nucleotide messenger RNA. RefSeq names its product Voltage-dependent T-type calcium channel subunit alpha (gene cca-1). Lineage: Eukaryota; Metazoa; Nematoda; Chromadorea; Rhabditida; Rhabditidae. The record is from RefSeq and is marked reviewed. The transcript is spliced from 30 exons. Bases 77 to 5734 code for a protein of 1885 amino acids.
AUCCCUAGUCGCCACAUUGUCCCCACACAUUUUGGCUACUCUGAAUGAGAAACCACUUUGACCCGGUCACCUGAAAAUGCUACGUCAGCCAGUUCCGGAACUGCGCAGUUUUCAGUCCCUCUCUAAAUAUGCAGGCGGACCGAGAUCAGUUCUCGGUAGGAGAACAUCAGCAAUCACAGUCAAUCGAAGACAAUCACAAUCGACACGACGACAUGAGGAUGUUGAGGCACUGGGCUCGAUCGAAGGCUCGAAAGAAACUCUGCAGCUGUCGGAACACGGACGAUUGGCCUCCUCCUCGGAGGCCUCCCCUUCUCGGUGGGAGGGCCGACAGAUCGAGUGGGGGAAUGAAGAGCAAAUUGAAGAGGAAAGUGAACUUCCGUAUCCGGGGUUUGCUGAGCCAGCACUUCGAUGUUUUUAUCAAGCCAGACCUCCAAGGAAAUGGGCGCUUCAAAUGGUGAUGAGUCCUUGGUUUGACCGAAUAACAAUGGCUGUGAUUAUGAUUAAUUGUGUAACCCUCGGGAUGUACAGGCCUUGUGAAGAUGGUCCAGACUGUGACACUUACCGGUGUCAAAUCCUUGAUAUAAUUGACAAUUGCAUAUUUGUCUAUUUUGCAUUUGAAAUGGUGAUAAAAAUAAUGGCUCUAGGGUUUUACGGUCCUGCGGCUUAUAUGUCUGAUACAUGGAAUCGUCUGGACUUUUUCAUUGUUAUGGCAGGAAUCGCUGAGUUUGUAUUACACGAGUAUCUCGGAGGAAACAUCAAUUUAACAGCAAUCAGAACGGUUCGAGUACUGAGGCCGCUUCGAGCGGUCAAUCGAAUACCAUCGAUGAGGAUUUUAGUCAAUUUGUUACUCGACACAUUACCCAUGCUUGGAAAUGUGCUUCUUUUAUGUUUUUUCGUUUUCUUCAUUUUUGGAAUUGUUGGUGUUCAAUUAUGGGCGGGUUUAUUACGAAAUCGAUGUGUCAUUAAUUUACCAAAAACAAUAUCGGAGAAUCAAUCUGCGUUGUUCAACAAUGUAAAACUGACAAGGUUUUACAUUCCGGAAGACACAUCGCUAGAAUAUAUUUGCAGUCAACCAGACGCAAACGGGUUACACACUUGCUCAAAUCUUCCACCAUACACUGUCGACGGAGUGAAGUGUAACCUUACACUAGAUGAAUACGACAAAGUAACGAACGACUCUUGUAUCAACUGGAAUAUUUAUUACAACGAAUGUCAGGUGAUGCAACGAAAUCCAUUUCAAGGAUCAGUUUCUUUCGACAAUAUCGGUUUUGCGUGGGUCGCUAUUUUUCUCGUCAUAUCACUUGAAGGGUGGACGGAUAUAAUGUACUAUGUACAGGACGCUCAUUCUUUUUGGAAUUGGAUCUAUUUUGUUCUUCUCAUUGUGAUCGGUGCUUUUUUCAUGAUCAAUCUAUGCCUUGUUGUUAUUGCUACUCAGUUUGCUGAAACAAAGCGGCGGGAGACUGAACGAAUGCUACAAGAACGAAAAAUGCUACUAAAUAGAGAUUCUAUAUCGUGUACUGGAAGUGAGAUUGGUGGCGCUUCUUCCAAAGAAGAAGGAGAUACUGUUUAUGCAGCUUUUGUUAGAUUUAUCGGACACACCUUUCGGAGAACAAAACGAGCAGCGAAAAAAAAGUACACUGCCUACAUGGAAGAAAGAGCAGAGCGAAAAAGUUCCGAACGACAACAACGGAGGAAGUCAAAACUUGAUGAUAUGGCCACACUUUCAAGGAUCGAGGAAAAAGCUGAAGACGAAGAAGAUGAAACCACCAUAACUCGUGAAAACGGAGAUGAUCAAAUCGAGCAAAAUGGUGAUGGAGUCCGGAUAAAGCGCGUAAAAAUUGAAGAAGAACCCAAGAUCAAAAUAGGAAACGGUAAUUCGAAUGGACCGCAUUACAAACACUCCAGCAGCGAUGAAGAAUCUGAUGAGGAUGGCGAAGAGGACCAAGUUUACGAUGGGGAAGAAGCCAAGAAGAAGAGUACACCUUCCAAGCUCUGGUGGUUUCGAGAAAAAAUUCAGAAAUUCGUUAUUUGUGAUCACUUCACUAGAGGGAUUCUUGUUGCAAUUUUGGUGAAUACGUUGAGCAUGGGUGUGGAGUACCAUCAACAACCGGAAAUAUUAACUGUCAUUCUGGAAUAUUCGAAUUUAUUUUUCACUGCUUUGUUUGCUUUGGAAAUGCUUCUUAAGAUCAUUGCAAGUGGAUUGUUUGGUUAUUUAGCUGAUGGAUUCAACCUUUUCGACGGAGGAAUUGUCGCAUUGAGUGUUCUUGAGUUAUUUCAAGAAGGUAAAGGAGGUCUAUCAGUUCUUCGUACUUUUCGCCUUCUUCGAAUUCUGAAAUUGGUUCGCUUCAUGCCUGCUCUUCGAUAUCAACUGGUUGUGAUGCUCCGAACAAUGGACAAUGUCACUGUGUUUUUUGGACUUUUGGUUCUUUUCAUCUUUAUCUUCAGCAUUCUCGGAAUGAAUCUGUUUGGGUGCAAAUUUUGCAAAGUCGAAGAGAAAUUUCUUGGAGGCCUUGCGAAAAAGUGUGAAAGAAAAAACUUUGACACGUUGCUCUGGGCGCUGAUCACUGUUACUCUUGGGAUGGUGUUGUUUGGAUGCAAGUUCUGCAAUCAUCCAGAUACAGGACUACAGUGUACCAGCGCUCAAGUUAUCUCGAGUAUUUGUGAAUGUGAUCGGAUGAAUUUUGACAAUUUUUUGUUUGCUACAGUAACUGUGUUUCAGAUUCUUACACAAGAAGAUUGGAACAUGGUUUUAUUCAACGGUAUGGCUCAAACAAACCCAUGGGCAGCUCUUUACUUUGUGGCGCUCAUGACAUUUGGUAAUUACGUUCUUUUCAACUUACUUGUAGCUAUCUUGGUAGAAGGAUUCCAAGAAAGCAAGGAAGAAGAAAAGCGACAAUUGGAAGAGGAUGCGAGAAAGCAAGCUGUAGAAGAAGAAGACGAAAGAAAGCGAGAAUUGGAGCUUAUAAUUGCCAAAACAACGUCACCUGCUUUCAAUAAUGGAGUAGCACCUGCAGAAUGUACUUGUCAAAGACCAUCCUCCCCGGAAGAAUCACCAUCUCCGAGAUUGCUGUCUGCAAAUUACCACCCAUCUCCUGAAAGGAAACACUCUGCAAAUUUGGAUGCCAUCAUUGAUAAAAGAUUAGUUCUAAGAAAUUCGGCACCUUUCGAUAGAUCACCAGUAUCUGAAGGACGUGAUGAUUCUAGACUCAAUCGUCACGCCAGUCUUGUACUUCCUGUCGCUAAUGGAGUUCCGUAUCGGCGACAAAGAGUUCACAGUUGGAGUGGGCUUUGUCAUCAUUUCAAUCCGAACUGCCCUGUACAUGGAAGAAGAGCACUCAUUGAAACUUAUGCACGAGAAAAAUUUCUAGAAGCUAGUCAAGAGCUAAAACAGGCUCUCGCUGAGGAAGAAAAAAGAAAUGAAGCCAAGCAAAACACGUUUGUGAGAAAACUUUUGAAAAAAACGUGCCUUCACAACCGAACUGAAUUUUCACUAUUUCUUAUGGGCCCAAAAAACCCGCUACGCAUAAAAUGCCUACAAACAACUCAAAAGAAAUGGUUCGAUUACACCGUAUUGUUUUUCAUUGGAAUCAACUGUAUAACACUGGCUAUGGAACGACCAUCAAUUCCUCCUGAUAGUUUUGAAAGGCAAUUUCUUCAUAUUUCUGGGUACAUUUUCACAGUGAUUUUUACUGGUGAAAUGAUGAUGAAGGUUAUUGCAAAUGGUUGUUUCAUUGGGCAAGCAGCGUAUUUUAAAGAUGGUUGGAACAUUCUCGAUGGAAUUCUUGUUGUCAUUUCCUUAAUCAACAUUGCGUUUGAACUUCUGGCAACUGGCGAUUCUCCAAAAAUAUUUGGUGUUAUAAGAGUGUUAAGGCUACUUCGUGCAUUGAGGCCUUUACGAGUUAUCAAUAGGGCUCCGGGAGUUAAGCUUGUAGUAAUGACAUUAAUAUCCAGUCUGAAACCUAUCGGAAACAUUGUUCUGAUUUGCUGCACAUUCUUCAUUAUCUUUGGCAUCCUCGGUGUUCAGUUGUUCAAAGGUAUGAUGUACCAUUGCAUUGGACCUGAAGUUGGAAACGUUACAACAAAAGCGGAUUGCAUUGAAGAUUACCGAAACAAAUGGGUUAAUCAUCGUUACAACUUUGACAACCUCGGUCAGGCUCUUAUGUCACUUUUCGUUCUUUCAAGUAAAGAUGGAUGGGUCUCGAUCAUGUAUCAAGGAAUCGACGCUGUAGGGGUUGACGUGCAACCAAUUGAGAAUUACAAUGAAUGGAGAAUGAUUUACUUUAUUUCAUUCUUAUUGCUUGUUGGAUUCUUUGUGCUGAACAUGUUCGUAGGAGUUGUGGUUGAGAACUUUCAUAAGUGCAAAGAAGCAUUGGAAAAAGAAAUGAGAGAAAAAGAGAAAGAAAAGAGGCUGAAGAGAAAGCUGAAACGGCAGAAGUUUGAGGAGAGUAUGGCUGGAAAACGGAAAAAAAUGGAAAGGAAUUAUCCUUAUUACCAUGAUUAUGGUCAUACAAGGCUUUUCUUGCACGGAAUUGUCACCUCCAAAUACUUCGACCUAGCGAUCGCCGCAGUAAUUGGUAUCAAUGUCAUAUCUAUGGCUAUGGAGUUCUAUAUGAUGCCAAUGGGACUGAAAUACGUUCUCAAAGCUCUCAAUUACUUUUUCACAGCAGUCUUCACACUAGAAGCUGCUAUGAAGCUGAUUGCUUUGGGUUUUAAACGUUUCUUUAUUGAAAAAUGGAAUCGCUUGGAUAUGUUCAUUGUUAUUUUGUCUAUUGCGGGCAUAAUUUUCGAAGAGUUUGAAGCUCUCGAACUUCCAAUUAAUCCAACAAUCAUUCGUGUCAUGCGAGUGCUCCGGAUAGCCAGAGUUCUGAAACUGCUGAAAAUGGCCAAAGGAAUUCGAUCAUUGUUGGACACAGUGGGAGAAGCGUUGCCCCAGGUUGGAAAUCUCGGGUCUCUGUUCUUCCUUCUUUUCUUCAUAUUUGCUGCACUUGGUGUUGAACUGUUUGGAAAACUGGAGUGCUCUGAAGAUCAUCCGUGUGAUGGAUUAGGAGAACAUGCGCAUUUUAAAAAUUUUGGAAUGGCUUUUUUAACACUCUUUCGAAUAGCGACGGGUGAUAAUUGGAAUGGAAUUAUGAAGGAUGCCCUCCGUGAUGACUGUGAUUCCUCCGAUCACUGUGAAACAAACUGCUGCGUUGAUCCAAUCCUGGCACCAUGCUUCUUCGUAAUUUUCGUCUUGAUCUCACAAUUUGUACUUGUCAAUGUAGUAGUCGCUGUACUUAUGAAACAUCUGGAAGAAAGUAACAAGCGAGAUGCGGAAGGACCGGCAGAACCAACAGGUGAAAACAUCGAGAACGAGAUCACAAAGUCCGACGAUGACGAAAUUGUGGAAGAACACGAACCACUCGCAAUUGAACAUGUUAAAGAGGGUGAACUUGAUGAAGAAGAAGAGACAGAAGAAGGUCCCACCACUCAAAUACCAGACGGGCAUGGUGGUAUUAAACGGUUAUCCAUGCAGGUUCUGGAACAAGAAUUAAUCGAAGUCGAGAGACAUUUGGAAGAAAGAUAUCGGAGGGCAAGCGAGUGUCUCGGCGGAGAACUUCAGCCUUUGAAUCCCGGAGAGAUCGAAGAUCUAGACGAUCCCGAGUUCAGACCACGGAGUAGAUCACAUAGACCACGAGCAAGAACAAACAGUGCGUUGAGCAAUAAAAGCCGUGGAUCACACAAGUCUGCUUUAUAGCCUAUUCACUUAUCAAGAAGAAAAUAUCAUCAACUUUUUUUGCAAUUUUUCAUAGUUGUAUAUCCACCCCACUUUUUAUGGAACCAUCUCAUAUUUAGAAUUCUUUGCUUUGCCAAAACCUUUGGUUGAUCAAUAUCAGAUUGUUCGUUUAUUACUGGUAACAUUUGUCAUAACUCAAAAAAUCCCUCUUUUUUCAAUUUCCCUCUGAACCUUUUUUAUCGCAUGUAUGAAACUUGUAUGAAAGAAUUUGAAACAAAUAAAACGAAACCUAUGCUUUUUUCAAUUGUCAACUUAUAUUUCCGGUCCAUGUUUCCUCUACUUUUCGCUUCUGCAUUUCAUUUGCCUUCCUGUUAGAAAUUAAAUCUACUUGAAAAAGAACUGCAUCUUCCAAAGUGUUCACUUCAAACUGAUCUUUUCUGAUGUUUAAUAUUGUUCGAAAUUCUAAUAUCAACUAUUUUCUUGGUUUAUUGCUUUUUUGUCUUUUUGUCUUUUUGUCUUCUUUCUUUCAUUCAUUAUUGAAAAAAUGAAUAAUUGUUUUU